AUACAACCAAAUUAAGUACCAAACACAUUCCUUCCCUACCAACCAAACAGAUUGGAAUGGCGUCAGAGAAGGCGAAGGAGCUUGUUUCAUCAAACCCUGUCGUUGUCUUCAGCAAAUCGUAUUGUCCGUACUGUGUGAGCGUCAAGGAGUUGUUGACUGGGGUUGGAUCUUCCUUCAAAGUCAUCGAGCUUGAUCUUCAAAGUGAUGGUAAAGAGAUGCAAGCAGCAUUGCUUGAGUGGACUAAGCAACGAACUGUACCAAAUGUGUUUAUUGGUGGCAAGCACAUUGGUGGCUGCGACAGUACCGUGGCAUUGCACCAACAAGGGAAGCUUGUUCCUCUGCUGACUGAAGCUAAGGCAAUUGCUACCAAAUCUUCUUAAAGAAUUAUGCUCAUGGUAUCUUUAUAAUAGUAAUUAUGAACUUUGUUGAAUUAUGUCUAUGUAUUGGCUCCCAAACUUAUGGGGUUUGUGUAACCAAUUGAAAACAUUGCAUUUGAAUAAUCAGUAUUGAAUCAGGAUAUAUGCUUUAUCUUA
Messenger RNA from Erigeron canadensis, 533 nucleotides. Its product is annotated as glutaredoxin. NCBI's taxonomy places the organism in Eukaryota, Viridiplantae, Streptophyta, Magnoliopsida, Asterales, Asteraceae. The transcript has 4 exons. Gene Ontology annotation, cellular component: cytoplasm. Gene Ontology annotation, molecular function: glutathione disulfide oxidoreductase activity. Gene Ontology annotation, biological process: cellular response to oxidative stress. The record is from RefSeq and is a predicted model, not a curated record. The coding region runs from base 57 to 380 and encodes 107 amino acids.